AUGGCAAACACUAACAACUUCUUAACCCAACUCUUAAAUUGCACCCCAAAAAAACCAAAUACUUUAUUCACCAACCUCUACCUUCUCUCCUUUGCCACCUUCCUCUGCACCCUCUUUUACUUCCUUGGUCUAUGGCACCACUAUCCCACCACCACCAUCGCCGCCGCCGCCACCACCUCCUCUUCCCUCUGUUUCCACAGUAAUUCCACCACUACCUCCUCUGCCGCCGCCCCAUCAUUCGCCAACCUCGACUUCGCCGCCCACCACAACCUCCCGGACCCGCCGCCCUCAGCUGCGCGUGGGCCGCAUCUCCCUCCCUGCGCGUGGUCCUUCUACGAGUACACUCCCUGCGAGGACCAGCAGCGUUCUCUCCGCUUCCCGAGAGCCCGACUCGCCUACCGUGAGCGGCACUGUCCGCAGGCGGCGGAGGUCCUCCGGUGCCGGAUUCCGGCGCCGUUCGGAUACCGACAGCCACUGCGGUGGCCGGAGAGCCGCGACGCGGCCUGGUUCGCGAACGCGCCGCACAAGGAGUUGACAGUGGAGAAGAAGGGGCAGAAUUGGGUCCGGUUCGAGGGGGAGCGGUUCAGGUUCCCCGGCGGUGGCACCAUGUUUCCACGUGGCGCAGAUCGCUACAUCGAUGACAUCGGAAAACAUAUUAAUCUCCGAGACGGGUCUAUUCGAACCGCUAUCGACACCGGUUGUGGGGUACGUUCGUGUUAUUUCUUCACUGGAAUCCGGUUCGGCUCUUCCUGA
Sphenostylis stenocarpa is the source of this 753-nucleotide messenger RNA. NCBI's taxonomy places the organism in Eukaryota, Viridiplantae, Streptophyta, Magnoliopsida, Fabales, Fabaceae. The record is from the annotation of a GenBank genome assembly.